Messenger RNA from Stylophora pistillata, 3038 nucleotides. RefSeq lists its product as uncharacterized. Lineage: Eukaryota; Metazoa; Cnidaria; Anthozoa; Scleractinia; Pocilloporidae. The record is from RefSeq and is a predicted model, not a curated record.
GCGUCGUUCUAGUAAACAUGAGUACAGUUUACAUGUUUUGGAUGCUAGAUCACGAGUUGGCGGUUGAAUAUUAAACUUCAUUACGAAAUCGAAGAAAAAAAAUAGCACAUUCUAAUCUAAUCAUGACCCUGAGAUGACCGCUAGAGUAUGCGGAAAUGGCAAAGUUUUGUACUGUGAUCAAUUUCUCUGUGCUGUUGACUUAUUUCGCAGCUGAUCUUUUGUGGAGUUUUGGAUUUCUGGGAAUUCAUGCUGCUGUUGGCAAUGGUAGCAAAGGAUCUUGUCAAGCUUGUCCAGCAGGGAAAUUUGGAAAUAUUACUAACCCAGACUGUUCCAGUUGUAACAUAAGUGGUCAGUGCCAACAUCUUUCAUCAUGUGUCCCGUGUCCUGCAGGCCAAUACCAAAACUUAACAGGACAAACGGUUUGCAUUAAAUGUGAGGAAGGCAAAUAUCAAGACAAAUCUGGAAAAGAAACUUGUAUUCCUUGCCCUUUGGGAUAUUUUCAGAGCAAGAAAGGACAAAAAUCUUGCCUCAAGUGUGUGAAAGGCCACUUUCAGGACACAACUGGAGAAGCAACAUGCAAGUUAUGUCAGGAAGGAUUCUUCUCUGGCUCAAAUGGGAGUAAACGAUGUAUUACAUGUGGCUUUGGGAAAUACUGCAACACCACAGGCUGUACCAAGUGUUUUGCUUGCCCACCUGGCCAAGAGGCAGGUCAUAUGGGUGCAGUAAAUUGUACAUAUUGUCCAAAAGGUUCAUUCAAAGCCUCCUCAGGCUCCAAGGUUUGCCAGUCUUGUCAGGAUGGAUAUUAUCAAUUAAAAACUGGACAAACAUCUUGUGUAGAGUGCCCAGUAAGAUAUUACUGUCCUUGGCCAAGCUCACCACCAUCGCCUUGUGAUAAGGAGCAGAUUUGCCCAGCAGGCAGUAUGACACCACAAGAGGACUGUAAAGGAUUGUUAACUAGAAAUAAUGAAACUGAGGAAUGUGAAAUGAGCGCAAUUGUUUAUGCUGUCAUUGCUGUAUCACUAGCAGUGGUUGUGGCAGCUAUUGGUUUUGUGAUACUCAGAAAAUACAGAAGAAAUAAUGAAACAAAACAGCGAUUGCUAGAAAGACAACACCCAGUUUACACUGGUUGGUAAAUGUGGAAUUUCACAGCCCGACAAGAGAGAUCAUUGGCUCAAUGGUUGAAUUUCUUGCCUACAUACACAUUGUGGCCCAGUGAUGGGUAAAUGUAACCGCAUUAAAUGUAGCUCCACAGAGUAUUAACGAAAACCCUCUGUACAUAGCGCAAGUUCAUCCAGGAAACAUAGCUAAUUACCAGUACGAGUAAACAUGUAAUGAGGCUUAUGUUUUGAGUCUCCAUAUUUUUAUCUUAGUCGUUACCAUGGCAAUAUAAUCUAAUACCAGGCACUCCAAUUGUUGGCCUAAAUUCCUUAAUAUUUUUACUAUUGUGCAGUGUCUUUAUUAUUUCCUACCUUAUGGCAAAAAGAUAUAGCCUGAAAUGCACAUAGCAGCUAAAACGUGUCUUAAAACUUUGUGGAGCCUCUUUAACUCGAAAGCCAUUAGUGUGGGGGAUUAAUUAUUAGGAAUAAUGUUUUGUAUAAAUUAGAAAAGUGAUGGUGUUGAGAAAACGAUUCUUGCAUUAAUGCUCUUUUCACACAAAAAUCUCGUCAAAAAGGGACAGGAAAAAAUGUAAUUAGGUAGUUAGCUUUUCAUAAAAUAUCCCUGGAUGUUGUGCAAAUUCCGCUAACGUGUCAUCAUUACUCCUUUCGACUACAGUUGCAUUUUAGUUUAGUUGGCAUUUGCUCUGUAAAAACCACUGGCGCGAUAGGUUUUUGAAAACCGUGGUAUGGAAAAAUCAGUUAAUAAUUUUAGUUCGAAUUUGCGAGGUAAUGGUUGGCUAAUUUUGUUACCGCCGUUCCUCGUUGAUCCUGCCGGCUGCGAAGUUUUAGCUACUACAGGGCACGAUAGCAUUUGGCUCUGUCCACGUUUUACCAGAGAAAGUUGAAAACGCUUGAAAGUUCAUUUAGCGGUUAGCUAGGUCUAUCGGGAGUGACUAAACCGUUCUAAACGGAGCUUUCCUUAAACGCCCACCUUAUUAUUUGUUUAUAUUUUUAGACGAGAUAGCGAGGCACUCUUUAUGCGCAUGCUCAAGGAUGCAGUCAAGUAGUUUGAGAGAAGGUAACUAGACACUCGUCAUCCGCAUGCGCAAAGAUGUUUUUCUGGACAGUUUAUUGCGUUUUAAAUUUGUCUCGGUUUUUGUGGACAGAGAACAUUUCCUCCGUGCUCUAGCUUGAACAGAAAGAUUUGCGUAGUGAAAAUAUUUGUUUUCGAAUUUUUCCAGCCUAGUAGGGCAAGGCUGUAGUCCACAGUAAAACUGUCCACCUUUACAUGUAAGAGCGUUUACGGCCAGUGGAUGUCGUUAUAGGAAUUCAAUUUGUUACUGCAACAAAAGUUUUAUGGUGACCUAGGGAGGAACAUUUCAAGAUUUAACAACAUAUUGGUGACAAAUAUUUAUUUUGAUAGCUACUUUGUCGGUGUGUUGUAAACAACAAACUGCGACAGUUAGCAUACAAACAUACAGAAAAUUACGAGAUUCGCGCGUUUUGUUUAAUAGGAUUAAUUCACUUCCAUUCAUUCUAUUUUUUGUCUCAUUUUCAUCUUCAUUUGUAAUUGGUUAGUUACCGAAUAAUACGAACAGACAAGUAAGAAUCAGCUUUUUCUCUCUCUUAUUCAAACUUUUUAGUUUAGAUUUAAGAUAUUUCUCGGUCAAUUUCAGUAUCUGAGUAAAUACACACCUACCCCUCCCUUAACCCAAUAACAGUGAACUAAUAACAAGUCUCUGUUAAUGUUGGUUGGAUAGGGGAGGGGUAGGUGCGAAGUUACUUAGAUACUGAGAUUGAUCCAUAUUUUCAGACUUGGCGUUUUUUCUGAAUAUGGCAGGUCCGUUGUUCACAAUUCGCUUUGUAGAAAAUAAAUAGGAAUCUAUGUCAUAGAGAUGUUUUGUUUUUCAAUAAAUUGUGCGUCUGUGGGUGAUAGAAUUA